Messenger RNA from Truncatella angustata, 1222 nucleotides. RefSeq lists its product as uncharacterized. The record is from RefSeq and is a predicted model, not a curated record. Bases 248 to 1150 code for a protein of 300 amino acids. NCBI's taxonomy places the organism in Eukaryota, Fungi, Ascomycota, Sordariomycetes, Amphisphaeriales, Sporocadaceae. The transcript has 2 exons.
CUAAAGUUUAUGUGGAGGGCGUCAGGAUUGUGCAUGACACCAUUACCAUUUUACCAAGGGUUGGGGAAGCUUGAGAGAAGAAGAGGCUAAAUCGGACAGAAACCCAAGUUGCUUUAACUACUAUAUAGUGCUAGAAUGAGACGACUCUUGUCGUUAUGUCUUUUGGUGGUAACAUCAAACCUGUUCAGUCCGGACAACCAACAAUACGAUUAAGAAAAUAACCUCGUACGCCUUCGCUCUCGUCAGAAUGACUGGCCGUGAGAAAUUCCUACUCCUAGAUGCAAAGAAUUUCAUUCCCAGCACACAGCAGAAAGUACUACUGGGGAGGAUAUGUGACAACGUGAACCAGCCCUGGUCCAACUAUGUCCCAGAAGACCCGUCACCGUUCUACAGCAAGUCAGCGGAACCAUUUCACAUCGAGGCCCAGGAUGCAUCACUCUUCCUCGAGCGGGCAACUGAUUCGGCAACUCGGGUACAGCUAGACAAGCUUCUAGGCGCGGAGAGAACCAAGGCGCGGACGAGCACAGCCAGUUGGCACGGCCAAAUAGUACGAAUAUUCUCUUUGCCUCAAGAGAAACAGGUCCUGCGAAACAUCCUAGCAAUUAGGGAGAACUUAUCACAAGCUGAGGAGUGGCUAAACGAUAACGUUAAUUUGUACAUGAUAACGGGGUUUAUAAGCGUCGUCAACGUGACCUGCCAAGGUCUCGACGCCAGUUCGUCCUCCGGCGCCUUUAACAUCUGCCUUACUGAGGCCAUGGAGGCAGCACUCGUGGCUGCGGGAAUUGGCCCUUUGGACCUCCCAUCCCUGGAGGCGAAAUGGAAAAGGAGCAAUAAAGCCCUGGCCGGGUGGAGAGCCACGCACGCCGGCGAGCACAUCAUUGCUGUGCGCUCCCGCCAGCUGGACCGGACUUGGAAGUUCUUGUCCAAGCUCGUCAAGGGACAGAUCAAGCUACGCGGCGGUGAGAAUGCACCGGGCGAUGGUAUGUUUGGGCACGGUCAAGAUCCGUCCGAUGAGGAGGAGGAGGAGUGGGAAGAUCGCAUCGUGAAUGGCUUGGAAGACUCGUACAAGAAUGACAUCGUCUUCUCCCCACCAGGCAGCGAGCCUGCCUUUCAAGCGGGUGAUGGCAACGCCAUGAUCAGUUUAGCAUAGCAGAAGAGAAAGCCCUAGACCCUUACCGGUCCCUCAGGCCAAGUCACAGCUUACCAAGUAACAAUUAAAAAC